CUCAAGAGAAAUAAUGGAGUUCAUCUGCGGUUUCCUUGUUUGGGCAAGUUUGUUCUUAUCUUUGGCUGUGAUUGUAUGCCGGAGAGGGAAAAUUUUGGGACAAGGAACCAAGAAUUUGCCUCCAGGGCCUCCAGGUUGGCCAAUCUUGGGCAAUAUUUUUGAUCUAGGAAUUGCACCACACCAAGCUUUAGAGGAGCUUAAGUUUAAGUAUGGACCUGUUCUCUGGCUCAGACUAGGAUCCAUGGAUACAGUUGUGAUACAAUCAGCUAAGACUGCGGCUGAGCUGCUUAAGAAUCACGAUACCAGCUUCUGUGACCGUAAGUCUCUUGAAGUAUUUAACUGUCUUAACUACAGAGAUGGGUCACUUGCUGUUGGCCAGUUUAGCCCCUACUGGCGUAUGAUUAGGCGUCUUUGCUCGGUGGAAAUGAUGACCGUCAAGCGAGUCAAUGAUACAGCUUCCAUUCGGCGGAAGUGCAUCCUCCAGAUGAUUAGGAGUAUUGAAGAUGAUACAGCAGCUGCAACUGCAAGGGGAGAGUCAGGGGUAGUGAAUUUACCUCACUAUCUCUUCCUAAUGUCAUUCAACAUAGUUGGUAACCUUAUGCUCUCGAGAGACGUUGUGGAUUCACAGUGUAAAGAAGGGUAUGAAUUUUUUCAAGCUAUGGGAAUGGUUUCAGUGUGGGCUGGGAAGCCAAAUUUAGCAGAUUUUUUUCCAUUCUUGAAAUGGUUAGAUCCACAAGGACUAAAGAGAAACAUGACGAGAGAUAUGGGACGAGCUUUGGAGAUUGUUGAAGGGUUUGUGAAAGAAAGGAUUGAGGAAUACAAAUUUGGGGAUAAGGAGAAAGCUAGUAAGGACUUCUUAGACACUUUGUUGGAAUUUGAAGGUGAUGGCAAAGAUUGGCAUGAGAAGAUCCCAUAUGAAAGGCUCAUCAUACUCGUAUUGGAAAUGUUUUUUGCUGGGUCAGAGACUACGAGUACAGUAAUAGAAUGGGCCAUGGCAGAGUUACUUCGUCAACCUGAAGCCAUGAGAAAGGUUAAAGAAGAACUCAUUGAAGUUGUUGGAGAAAACAGAAAUGUUGAAGAGAGUGACAUAGAGAAACUACCAUAUUUGCAAGUUGUCGUGAAGGAAACACUUAGAUUACAUCCCCCACUUCCUUUGCUCCUUCCAAGAAACACAAUACAAGACACAAAGUUCGUUGGGUACGAUGUACCUAAAGAUACUCAAGUUUUAGUGAAUGCAUGGGCAAUAGGAAGAGAUCCAGAUUCUUGGGAAGAUCCCUUGAGCUUCAAGCCUGAGAGGUUUUUAGGUUUAAACAUUGACUACAAGGGGCAAAAUUUUGAGCUAAUUCCAUUUGGAUCAGGAAGGAGGAUUUGUGUAGGUAUGUUAUUUGCUCAAAGAGUAAUUCUCCUUGGUCUAGCAUCUUUAAUUCACUGUUUUAAUUGGGAACUUGACAAAGAUUCAACCCAUGAGACCUUAGAUAUGAGAGAAAAGGUUGGGAUAUCUGUUCGAAAACUUAUACCUUUGAAUGUGAUACCCAAGAGAUGUUCGAGAGGGAUGGCUGGGUAAAGAAUAUAACAUCUAGCUAGACACUAUAUGAUCGUACGUGUGAUGUAUGGUAUGGACUAAAAUAACUACGAUCAGCUUUGAGUUUAAUAUCUUGUCACUCAAAUCAUAUAUAUUAUUGUAGAAUUUUCAAGUUAGGAUUA
Messenger RNA from Manihot esculenta (cassava), 1704 nucleotides. RefSeq names its product iridoid oxidase. The transcript is spliced from 3 exons. NCBI's taxonomy places the organism in Eukaryota, Viridiplantae, Streptophyta, Magnoliopsida, Malpighiales, Euphorbiaceae. The record is from RefSeq and is a predicted model, not a curated record. Gene Ontology annotation, molecular function: iron ion binding; oxidoreductase activity, acting on paired donors, with incorporation or reduction of molecular oxygen; heme binding. Bases 14 to 1564 code for a protein of 516 amino acids.